Aethina tumida (small hive beetle) is the source of this 5472-nucleotide messenger RNA. RefSeq names its product centrosomal protein of 290 kDa. The coding region runs from base 175 to 5394 and encodes 1739 amino acids. The record is from RefSeq and is a predicted model, not a curated record. The transcript has 19 exons. Lineage: Eukaryota; Metazoa; Arthropoda; Insecta; Coleoptera; Nitidulidae.
CGUGUUGUAGUUUGAACCGCUCUCCCAAACCAACGUUCUAAUGGUGGGAAACUUCAGAUGUAUGUCAAUUGUGAUUUAAAAAUUAUGUUGACUUUGUGAAGUUGUGCUUACAUGUUUAUUGUAAUUUAAAUGUAUUGUCGAAUGUGAUAAGGUUCAUCUAUAUUUCAAAUCAAAAUGGAUGCUGAAAAAAAUGAUGGAAAAUCGGAUUUUAUGAAAGACAUAUUUAUUGUCAUGAAAAGGAUUUACUCAGCUUGUGAUCCGGAAGGGACAGAUUCCGUUAAAGUUUCACAGUUAAUAAAUUUUAUUAAACCUUACAUACCAGAACCGGAUGCCUUGAAUUGUUUAAGAAACAAUCUUGAUCCUAACAAUGAAGAUGUGUGUGUAACAAGCAAGUUUUUUUUUGAUGUUAUGAAUGAUUGGGCAUUGUUGAUCAAUGCUAGUGACAAUAUGGAUGAUGAGUUUAAUCGAUCACCCAGUCAAAUGGACUUUUCUAAUCAACAUCUACCACUCAAUCAGUCAACACCCAGAACUAGUUUUGGGCAAAAAUUACUUAACAAUUCAGAUUUUCUUAAUUUCUCCAAUGUCUCCACGUACAGCUUAGGCUCAAAUAAACCAGCACCAGCUGAUGUAAGUUUAUUCGAGGAAAGAAUUAAAAUGCUUCAACAUGAAAUUAAUAAGGGUAAAGCUGAAAUGGACAUGAUGAAGAUCCAAUUGACCAAUUUUGAGGAUCAAAAUGAACUGCUCCAAAUAGAUCUCAACAGGGCUAAUAAAAGGAUUCAAGCUGAACAGUUACAAAAUGAAAAAUUACAUAUUCGUAUAAAAGAAAUUGACGAAUUGAAAGAAGACAUUAAUACUUAUAGGAAAAAAAUUGAUGAUUUGAUUAAGAAGAAUAAUUCUGCUGAAAAAGAUAAAGACAAACUUCAGAAUUCAAUUGAUGAGCUAGAACUAAAGAUUAAUCAGUAUAAGAAAAAAUAUGAUGAAUCUUGUAAGAAUGAACAAAUUACUAAAAAGAAACUACUGGAUUUAAAAAUGGAGAUGGAACUUAAGGAUAGUGAAAUAGAGGACCUGGUACAAAGAAAUAUGUCCUUUAACAAUCAACUGAACCAGUGCAGAGAUAUAAUUGAUUAUAUUAAGUGUGAGAAUGAGCAACUGCAAAGGCAAAAGGACGCGAUGGAAAAGGUGCUGCGUGACGAGAAGGUCAUGCCGCGCUACGGAUCUCCGAGCUACGUAUUCAAGAGCAUCUUGGCCUCCAAUCAAGAACGAUUCGCCCAUUCCUAUAGGUCGUGCGACGUGUUAUCCUCAUCGUACGCGUCGAUCUCGACGCCGCCGCCCACACACUUGUGGAAGCCGAGACCGUCCGAAAACAGACCGGAGGCGAUGAGUCUGCACAGACUUGUGCUGACCAGGAGCGCGAGCGUCCAGGACAUCGGCAGCGGCUUCAAAGCGGAGUCCAAAUUCAUGCCGGAAUUGCCUGAUCUUAAUGCGACGUCUCCUUCGACGUCGUUUUCGGGUUUGGACGACUCCAAUGCCAGCGACGAUUCAUUCACGAUUUUCAACAACAAAAUGAGACUCUUAACUCCGUUGUUUAAUAAGCGGCAUUCUUUGCAAGCUGAAUUAGAAGAGGCCAAUGUUGAAGUUGACGGAAAAUCUGGCACGAUAAUUAACGAACAACUUAUCGAAAAUUUAAGAGAACAACUUAAAGAACAUGACGAUUGUCCAGAGAAGAUCAGGCAGUAUGAAGAAGAAAUAUAUAAUCUAAAAAUGGAGCAGGAAUCCAUUAAAGAGAAACUAAACAAUUUGGAAAUUGAAAAUGACAAUCUACGAGUGCAUAUUUUGGACCUGGAAGGCGAAGGCUGUAAGACUGCGGCGGAAUUCUACGGUUCUAUGUAUGAAGAGCCUGAAAGAGAUGAAUCUACCUUUAGUUUGGAAGGUUUGAAUUUAUGUUCUGAUGAUGAGAAUCCAAAAAUCAGAAAAUUCCUGCAAAUUAUUAAAGAUUUACAACUUCACCUUGAAAAAAAGGAUAAAAUCGUUGAGGAAUUACAGGAGAUGAAAGAUAUACUGGAAAUAUCCCUAAAAAAGAGUGAAGAUGCAGUUGCUAGUUUGGCUUCAGAUCACAAAAACUGUGCUAUUAUAAAAAAUGGUCUUUUCCAACAAAUGAAGGAUAUAGAGAAUGAACACCAAAAAAUAAUUUCAAAAUAUGUAGAUGAACAAACCAAAACUGUGAAAGAAAAAUAUGAAGAGUCUACAAAGUGUUUGGAAAGUAUAGUGUGUGAUCUAAAGGAACAAUUAUCCUCCAAGGAACUCACUAUAAAGAAUCAAGAAGAGGUUAUUAAACAGUUAAAUCUUAAAAAACAGAAUCUUAAGGAAGACAUUGACCUUAUUAAAGAAUUAAAUUUAAAACUACAGACUUUAGAAACAAAAUUUGAACAUACUAGUAAUUUAUUAGUCAAAGCUCAAGAAGAAAUUCGUAAAAAGAACAGUAUAAUGGACAAAUUGAAAGAUCAGAUGGAAGUUACAAGUAUUGCGGAUAUUAAUUCACGAUUAAUGACACUAAAGGAAGAACACAAAAAUACUACUGAGAUGUUGUUAAAAGCUCAACAGCAACUUUGUGCUAAAAAUAAUGAAAUAAACAAACAAAAUCAUAAGAUUGAAGAGAAUAGAAACUUUAUUGCUUCUUUAGAAUCACAAUUAAACACUCAGAAAGCAGAAAACAAACAUAUUAAUGAUUUAUUAUUGAAAGCCCAAGAGAAAAAUGAGGAAUAUCAUAAAAAAAUUAUUUUGAUGGAAGAUGAAAUGAAUGAGAACAACAAAAUUGUGGAUCACUUAAUAGAUAACUUAUCACAAUCCUCCAAAGAAACCGAAAAUUCCCUUCAAAAUAGAUUUGUUAGACUUGAAAAUUUAAUCAACACAUUAAUAAAACAAGAAGAUCAAUGUUUAAAUGAAGCCAUUUCAAUAUUGCUCAAAUUCUAUAAAGGAAAUGACACCAUCAGCGGAACUCCUAGUGAAAAAGUGGCCAAGUUGUCAAAAUUAUUGAUGGCCCAAUAUCAAGACAGCCUUAAAGAAACGGAAAACCUAAAAGCGGCGAAACAAAUAGAAACAGUUAAACCUAUCUUCACUGAAGUAACAUGCAAUCCACUUAGAAAUAGAAGUGAAAAUAAUACACACAAAUCUGGUAGUUUUGGCAAGCAACAAGCAAGGAUUAGCAAUUUGGAAUUACGUCUAGAAAAGAGCGAGAACCUUUUACAAACAAAAGAAGCAAAACUAAAGCAAAAAGAAGAAGAACUGUGUUCCACAACUAAAACUUUAAGAGAUGUGGAAGCAAUGCUAGAGUCGUUCAAAGCAAAAGAAACCGAAUAUAAUUCUAUGAUAAGUCAAUUAAAGCAAAAAAUAUCUGAUGCAGAAGUAACGGUACAGUCUUCUAAAAUUAAAGAAACUGAAUAUAAUGCUACGAUACGCCAAUUAAAGCAGCAAAUUUCUGAGGCUGAAACAACUGUACAAUUGUCAAAAUCCAAAGAAGCUGAAUAUGAUUCCAUGUUACAUAUAUUAAAACAACAAGUUUCUAAUUAUGAACAACAAAUCAACAAGUAUAAAGAGGAAAUCGUUCAGUUACAGGAACGUGAAGCUGAAUUGAACUUGUUAAAAUUCAGUCACAUUUCAAAAUUAGAACAGCAAAUGAAACAACUAGAGGUAGUAAAAGCUGAAAACGUUAAAGAAGUUCGGAUGUACCAAGAAAAAAUUGAAGCAUACGAGAAGCAAGUGGAGUCGUUAAAUAUAUCUCACAAUAUGAAUUUGAGUUUGGUAAAAAUCAACAUGGAUAAAUUACAUAACGAAAUGUCGACCGUGAAACAAUCCUAUUCGAAAGUGUGUGAAGAAAAUGCAGCGAUGACGACCCACACACACAAUCUUGAAGAGGAGGUGUCCAAUUGCCACGACAAAAUAUACGAACUGACUUGUUCUUUAGAUGAAGUUCAGAAAAGUUUAAAGUCUGAAAAGUCAGCUCUACAACUUAAUCAAGAAAAACUGAAGCACAUCGAAACGUUAUUAGAAAACGCAGAGAAAUCAUUGGACAUUUCGGAGAAAACUGUGGAGAAAUACCAUCAAACCAAUGAACUGUUAAAUAGCAGAACUUCAGCCUUGUCUUCAACAUAUGAACAAUUUGAAAGGGCUAUCAAUAAAAUUAUUAGUGUCCUGAGGGGGAAAUGUCAAGAAUUGUUCGCAUAUAAUAAUGAAUUCCGUCAAGUCUUCGAUGCUAAGGAAGACGAAGAGGUAUCAUUUUGCUCCCACAUUGAAGAACAUCUUUACAAGUUUGGCAUCCUUAUUAAAAAGGCGACAGUAGUUUUGGAUAUUGUUACUGUCCAAUUCGAAAAAGAGAUGGAACCAAUUCUAGAAGUCGAAAAUGAGGAUGUAGAUGAACUACCUAACCUUCAAUCGAAAUCGGAUUUGGGCAAAAAGUAUACACUUCGUCCUACUCGUUUAAUGACCACCGCCCAGCAGCCCGUUAGUCCCGAUAGUCCAUCUCUUGAUAUUGCGUCGUCUCUAGAAAGUCCUGAUAGCCAUGGAAAAAAUUGGCUCUUAAUUUCUUCUUAUGAAGAUAAAAUUUCACCACCAAAUAAGGAUUUACUGCACAUGCAGAGCUUUGAGUAUGAACACUUAAUUGAAGACUUACAACAACCUUUUCCAAAUAUGACAGAUUCCUUCUUGGAAAACUUGGGUCUCCAUGAAACCAGUGAACUAUGCAAGAGGUCGAAAGAGGAAUUAGAGAAAAUGUUCGCAACAUUGGUGAUGCAACUAACCAUAGAUGCAAAAGAUUUCGAAGAGAGACGCGAAAGGCAGAGGGAGGAGUGCAUACUGUUAAACAAGACACUGAUUGGCUUACUGAAAGAGGUGGGCGACAUGCUACUGAAAGAUCGCCGAUGUAUCUGCGGCGCGGACACUACGAAGCCGGUAUUUAUCGCGAUAAGAGACUUGCGAACUUCCACGGAGCGGGCGCUGGUGGCCGCCGCCAGAUACGGGGUCAUCAGCUACGAACAGCGUAUGAUGAAAUGCUGGGACUUGGUGACGAAUUAUGCGGCGAUGCUGAGGCAGGAGUCCGUCGACCAUGGCGACAACGGAAAACUAUCGACAUCGCCCUCGUACACGGAUGCUGCUGAGAAGAACAGGAAUCGAGAAUCGGGACAAACCGUCCCUCCGACCAGGCCACAGAAUGCUGUAGCUGUGCUUAAUCUUGGUCCCAAUCUUUUAUUUACCAUCGGUAUUAUACUGACUGUAUCCGCAAUAUUGUUCUUCUUGGGAACAAUGGCACACUUGCAUUGCAGAUUGCUCUCACUGGAUGGAGAGGAGUGCCCAUUGGACUUUUUAAUUGAAAAAUCGAACGACGGUCCACCACCAUUUUAAACACAUGUAUUUUCUGAUAUCAUUGUCUGAUAUUUACUUAAAACAUUUUUGUUUCUAAUAUAUGAUAGAUUAAGAAUA